This is a messenger RNA of Rodentolepis nana, 2154 nucleotides long. The record is from the annotation of a GenBank genome assembly. NCBI's taxonomy places the organism in Eukaryota, Metazoa, Platyhelminthes, Cestoda, Cyclophyllidea, Hymenolepididae.
AUGUCCGACCAUGAAGCUAUGUUAGAGAAAUUACAGAAAAUCUUCGCUCCACCUACAGCAGAGUCUCUUGGUAAAAAGGCUCUGGCUGGAAUUCCCCCCGCUCCUCGUACCAAGAAACAAUCAGAUUUCAAUCAAGAUGCUGGGAUAUCAUCUAUUUCGAAAGUUGUUAAUGCUUAUCAGGACGAUCCAGGUUGGCGCAAACCUCGACCGAACACUCACGAUUAUUGUGAUAGUUGUAAUUGCACUGAAGGCGAUCGUUUAGUUUGUGAUCGAUGCCCAGCCAGCUUCCAUCUUGAGUGCUUAGAUCCUCCUAUGGAUCCUCAAAGUGCUCCUACAGGGAUUUGGUACUGUCAUCGAUGCACUAUGCUUUCUAAGGAGGAAGAGGCCCAAGAACACGAAAGUAAUGCAUCCGGAAAUAGUGAAGGCAAAAACUAUUUAAAAAAUAAUGGUCAAAAUGCCAGUGAGGACGUGCUUUCGCCCCUUAACUUCCUCUUAAGAGUUAACAAGUAUUGGCGGAUGCAAAAUCCCAAGGAAUUUUCUCUUCCUAAGGAGCUUUUACCUGCCAUCAAACUCCCAGGCUCUUACAAAUCCCGUGCUGAACGUAAGGCCAAUCCCAUAAUUGAAAUGGAAAAUGGCUAUAUUCCCACCCCAAUUCGACGCUGUUACAAUUGCGCCGAGACAUGCAUGAAAAGGCCGUUAUUACCCUGCGAUUACUGCACUGCGUGCUUCCAUCUAGAGUGUCUUGAUCCUCCAAUGGCUGCAUUCCCUCCUCGCUCUGAUUAUUGGAUGUGUCCUUUGCAUUCAGAGCAUGUUGUGGAUAAAUGUCUCGUUCCCUCGAUUCGUCUGUCUGAUCGUAUUCGAGCUUGGAAUCAACUUGCUGUUACUGAUCCUGAUGCUCCCAUAGAUUUUGUUCCAAACAACCCAUUAGGUGGUGCCUCUCAUGAGAUUCAAUUCACCACGGAGGAUGAGAAGGCUAUUAUCUCAGGAUUUCUCAAACGAGUCACUCAACGAAAGCUCGAAGCGAAUGCUGCAAAGGAAGUUCUUGGUGAAGCCCUGAAGCCUCAGCCGAUUUCACCUGCCCUCCAAGCCACUUCCGCAUUCACCUGUAAACGUAUUGUAGUCCCCAAUGCCGUUAAGGAGUUGUACAAGAAUCCUGUACAUCGACUGCCUAGACCCAAUGAGAUUUUUAGAGGAAGACGAAGCUUGUUGAAAUCUCAACCAAAGAAGAAUUUAACUCCUACUGUCGUUUCCACUGAUCAACCUCUUCCCGCUACCAAGGAGGAACAGAAUGCGUUUAUACGAGGCCUAUUGGAAUUUUACAUUCGUGAAGAUCUGAAGCCCUCAGAUGCUAGUAGUGCAUCUGAGACGACUCCGAAUCAUACUGAUGAUGAGGAAACUACGAGUAAAUCGUCAAUAACCCCUUCCCCUGAUGAAUCAAACUUCGAUAGCAUACCAACCGGAUUAAAAAGAAAAAUUGUGGAUGCUCUCCAAGAAAUUGACAACCGUAUUACUUCUGAUGGAACUCCAAAGGAUUUGGUUGAACAGGAUGAAAAACUUCUUGCAUUUAUGAGACGUCGUGUUCAGUUCUCUGAUGGGCCCAUACGGGCUUGUCGCGCUGCUCUAAUUCCCUGUGCUGGAACCCACGGCCCAAUUGUUGCAAUGACCAAUCGACAACUCACUAUCGGCACUGGACCGGGCUGUCAUUUGGAUUUAAGCAACUAUCGUGUUAACUCUCUACCACCUUGUCCCAAAGUUUCGUCUAAUCAUGCCUCCUUAUUCUACGAUGAAUACAGCCGGCAAUUCGAGCUCCUUAACUACAGUGAAUUCGGAUCCACUGUAGAUUGCAUUCCUUUCAAUAAUGACUACUCAGUGAAGCAUAGAGAACAAACUGAGGCUUCUCGAGCAUUGUGUCAUGCGCGUCGUAUUGCUGAGGAUAUGGAAAACUUAAAAUCUCCAACUCCAAAACGGCCAAAGUUUGAUGGACCCAGUCGAAUCGAAGCUGUUCAUCAUUGUACUGAUGACGAUCGAUCUGCAAACGAAUUUGGUUGGGAAGGUUCAGCUGUUCUCCACCAUGGCUCAGUUCUACGAUUUGGGUGUUAUACUUUUACAUUCAGCAUCGUUGAGUGGUUUUACUCGACAAUUGCGUCAUCUUAA